Molecule: messenger RNA, 1269 nt
Organism: Babesia bigemina
Lineage: Eukaryota; Apicomplexa; Aconoidasida; Piroplasmida; Babesiidae
Product: protein kinase domain containing protein, putative
Exons: 2
Coding region: 1-1269 (422 amino acids)
Biological process (GO): intracellular signal transduction; peptidyl-serine phosphorylation
Molecular function (GO): ATP binding; protein serine/threonine kinase activity
Source: RefSeq, a predicted model, not a curated record
AUGAAGUCUGGAUUCCUAAUAUCGGAUGACCCAGCGGUCUCCAAACUUUCUGUAACAAAAUCAGGAAAUGAUGCAACACUUGGGAAAAGAAAGUAUCGGUUUGAGGAUUUUGAAUUGGAACGCAAUAUUGGGUGCGGAAACUUUUCCCAGAUAUGGCACGUAACUCUAAAAGCGCGCCCUCAGGAAUCCUAUGCGCUUAAGAUUGUGAACGUGCAAGAAAGAAAUGCCAUGCUUUUGCUCAAUAGCCCAGGACAUCCAAACGUUAUUCGUAUGAUUGACACUUUCAGAGAUAACGAUAAUGUAUAUUUGUUGUACGAAUACGCUAAAGGAGGGGAGUUGUGGGAAGAAAUCAAGAAUGUUGGUGUCCAAGAUAAAUACGUUUCUCGUGUCAUGGUAGGACAGCUAUUGAAUGGCAUAGAGUACAUCCACAAUCGUGGCAUUGUUCAUCGCGACUUGAAAUGUGAAAAUGUCGUAAUAGAUGGCGGGGUUCUAAAAAUUAUUGACUUUGGUACGUCGAAGUUUGUAGAGCAGCGGGAUGUAAUGGAGCAAAAUGACGAGGCCUAUAACGAAUGUAGGGAUGCCACAUCAAGAAGUAUUAUAGAAAAAAAUGAAAUGCGCGGGAAUAAUGGGUCCAUCUCAUUGCACAGAGGUGCCAUGAUGAGAAAAAAAUUUAAGCACUACGUGGGAACGCCAAAUUUCAUGCCCCCGGAAGCAAUAUCUAAUAUCUCAUCAGAUUAUGCAGGCGAUUUAUGGUCAUUUGGUUGUACCAUAUAUCAGUUGUUGCUUGGAUUUAAUUGCUUCACUGGUUCGUCGAACUAUUUCAUCUACAAGAGGAUCAAAAUUAACCAAAUAGGAUUCCCUGCUAAUUUCGAUCCAGAUGCCAUGGACCUUAUCAAACAACUACUACGUACCAAUCCGCAGGAACGCUUAAGCUUGGCAAAGGUUAGGGAACAUAAAUUCUUCACGGCGAUACGUGACUUAGUACCCCCUGUUGUCUCCUUGGAAACACUCAAAACGGUGGACACAGAGUUGCGGCGCGCAUGUAACGAAGCACAAGAGUUAAUAUAUAAUUUAACUGUGAAACGUGAGAAUGCGACAGAAGUUGACCAUAAGGAAAUCAAAGACGCCAUAAGUUGUAUAGAACAACACGAUGUGCCAGGAAUAUCGGAUGCUAUCAAUUUUAAUUACGUACGUACACAGGAGCAACUGGCGUUGGAAAUUGAUGAAGCUAACCUCUACAUGGCAGAACGAUUACCAAAUGAUCGCUAA